Messenger RNA from Phacochoerus africanus (Common warthog), 4454 nucleotides. Its product is annotated as SLAM family member 5-like. The record is from RefSeq and is a predicted model, not a curated record. Gene Ontology annotation, cellular component: external side of plasma membrane. The transcript has 8 exons. Lineage: Eukaryota; Metazoa; Chordata; Mammalia; Artiodactyla; Suidae. Bases 306 to 1322 code for a protein of 338 amino acids. Gene Ontology annotation, biological process: negative regulation of interleukin-6 production; positive regulation of tumor necrosis factor production; regulation of macrophage activation.
UCCCCAACAAGAAUAUGAGUUCCAUGAAAGGAGGGAGAUCAAUUGCUUUGUCACUCUUUAUAACGCCUGUGCCCAGAAGAGUGCCUGGCACCGAGUAGGCUUUCAAUAAAUAUUUGUUGAAUAAUUAAUUAAUGCUGGGCACUUUAUGCAAUAGGGAAGAAUAAGUUAACGCACCCUUCACCAGUUAAGUCAUACUUCCUUUCUUCGUCGUGGGUUUAAAACCCACAAGAAAAUUGAACUGAAACAGACGUUUUCUGCUGGAAGAGUGCUAUACUUAUCUUCAGCAACUUAUACCCUGGAAGAAGAUGGCUCAUCGCCACACAUGGAUCUUGCUUCUUUGCCUUCAAACCCGUCUGGGAGCAGUUGGAAGCAACACAGACAUCACUAUGGUAAAUGGGAUUCUGGGGGAGUCAGUGACUUUCUCCUUAAGUAUCCUCAAAUCAGAAGAAGUUAAAAGUAUUUCCUGGCAUUCCAAAACAUCUGUCGCUGUUGUAGUACCAGGAAACUCAGGAACAAUGAUUACUGUAACCCACCAAAAUUACUAUGACCGACUAAAUGUCUCAGGUCUGAACUACAACCUGGAGCUCAGAAAUCUGAGGAUGGAAGAUUCAGGGAUCUACAAAGCUGACAUUACUGUAAAGAGCCUUGAAAAGGUCACCACCAUCACUAAGUGCUACAACCUUCAAGUCUAUCGUCGGCUUGGGAAGCCAAAAAUUACUCAGAGUUUAAUGACAUCUAUGAAUGGCACCUGUAAUGUCACACUGACAUGCUCUGUGGAGAAAGAAGAAAAGAAUGUGACAUACAGUUGGAGUCACCUGGGCAGAGAGGGCAAUGUCCUUCAAAUCUUCCAGACCCCUGACAACCAACACCUGACUUACACAUGUACAGCCUGGAACCCUGUCAGCAACAAUUCUGACUCCAUCUCUGCCCAGCAGCUCUGUGCAGACAUCGCAGUGGGCCUCCAGACUCGCCACCCUGGGCUGCUGAGUGGGCUGGCUGUGCUCUCUCUGUUUAUAAUCAUCAUACCUUCAGUGGUUUUGUGUCUUAUGUACAAGAGAGGACAAGGUUCCUACUUGAAGACCUUCGGUAAGAACCCUGAUGCUGACUCAAAGAAAACAAUAUACACAUACAUCACAGCUUCGAAAGAUGCCCAGACAGCAGAGUACAGAAUCUACGAUGAAAUCCCCCAGUCCAAGGUGCUCCCCACCAAGGAGGAGCCAGUGAACACGAUUUAUUCCAUAGUGCAGUACUCUGAUAAGACAGAGAAAAGCACACAGGACAGCAAACCUUCUGGGACUUCAAGCCACGAAAUUGUGAUCUAGGCUUCCAGGCAGCAUUCUCCCCUUGGAAACUAAGCUAUGACCAGAGGUACCGGUAGAUGGCCCAGACCCAGAGGUUCUCUGCCCACAUCUUCCCUGGAGAUCGCAAAUCACCAGAUCUCAACACAUAAGCAAAGAAGGAGACACUCUGUGGUUGGGCCUAGCUUGUGCCUAGAUAGAAAAAUGAACAUGUGCUCUUUCUGAAAUGACUCUUUUCCAGAUGAACGACAAGGCAGGUCCCUUGGCAUUUCCUAAUCUUCUUCAAAUCACAGCACAUGGAGAAAAAAUAGUAGUAUUUUUCUGGCACUAUUGGGUAUAUAAUCAAGGCGGCUCAUAUCUGGAGACUGUGUAUGGCUGGAGUCUGCAUAUGACUGGAAGUGAUGACUCUUCCCAGCAAACCCGUGUAUGGAAGACCAAGGCUUUGCAUGCCUUAUUAUGCCAUGGAUCCUCUGCUCACACUCAAUAUAUGUGAGGAGCCCUGGUGCAUGUCCUCCCCCAGUCUACACAGCACUUCAGGCAAAUGCAGCCCCUCACCCGAGCACCUGGCUUGGUAUGUAGAGUGUGGACUGCAUUUCAGCCUCUAUUUGUUCCUUUGCCUGGAAACUUUUGUGCAGAGUACAACUGGCCAAACCAGCCCAAACACACAUGAUCAUGUGGCGUGGCAGGUCAUCACGUUGUGGCUCUCAGCGGUGUAGACAUACUCUCCAAAGGGAUGUUAGAAAUGCUCUUUCUAUAGGGACUAGACCACUGGGGCAUUUUCUCCAGGCUGCACUUCAGAAACCUCGUAAGAUUUUUUUUUUUCUGGCCAAGAUUUCCUUCUAUAUCCUUCUGCAUUGAUUAAUUUUAUAUGUCACCUUAACUGUGCCAUGGGGUCCCUGGGUAUUUGGUUAAAUGUUAUUCGUGUGAGUGUGAGGGUGCUUCUGGAUGAGAUUAAUAUUUAAAAUUGGUAGACUGAGGAAAGCAGAUUAAUCCUCCCCUCCAAUGUGGGUGGGCAUCAUCAUAUCAAUUGAAAACCUGAAUGGAACAAAAAGGCAGAGUGAGGAAGAAUUCACUCUGUCUGCUUGACUGUCUUUGAGCUGGGACAUCAGUCUUCUAUUGCCUUUGGACUUGGACUUGGACUUUGACUGGAAAGUACCAUCAGCUCUCCUGGUUCUCAGGCCUUUGGACUCAGGCCAGAACUACAUUAUCACCUCUCCAGCUUGCUGACUACCAAUCUUGAGAUUUCUCAAUCUCCAUAACCACAUGAAUCAGUGGUUUUAUAGCUAUAUCCUCUUGGCUCCCGUUUCUAGCAGAACGAGGCUAAUGCACUUUCUAAACAGCCUUAUCAAGAAGAAGAAGCCAGGAUUGCCCUUUGUGGCCCAGUGGAAAGGAAUCUGACUAGUAUCCAUGAGGAUGUGGGUUCAAUCCCUGGCCUCAAUCAGUGGGUUAAGGAUCCAGCGUUGUCGUGAGCUGUGGUGUCAGUUGCAGACACGGCUUAGAUCCCACAUUACUAUGGCUGUGUGCUGUGGCCCGCAGCUGUAGCUCUGGUUUGACCCCUAGGCUGGGAACUUCCAUAUGCCUCGAAUGUGGCCCUAAAAAGCAAAAAAAAAAAAAAAAAGGAAGAAGAAGAAGCAGUCAUACCCCCAAUCUCCAAAAAGAAUUGCUCAGCUACAUUUCUAGCACUUUUGGGGAACCCAACUAUCAAAAUAAGAGACCUUGAAGGAAGCAGUCAUUCUCCAGAGGUAAUCUGAGAGAUGAUGGAAUAGAGAUAAACCUGGGUUCCCCCCAGUUCCUAAACUUCAGACCAGAGAGUCAUGAAGUUUAAGCUAAGGUUAGUGACCUCCACUCCUCCUGCCAGCACUAUGACCUCCACUUCUCCUGCCAGCACUAUGAUCUCCUGUGACUGAGCGGAAUAUUCAAGUAAGCCUUUGAAAAACCAUUUCCCUUAUGUGUUGGCAAACAUAACCAGCUAAAUCCUAAACCCCAUGAACAAUCCCAGGCUAGACAGCAGAAAUAAACUGCAUUUAGGAAGAAAGAAAGUGUUAGUAGCAGUCAAUGGGUCCAUAGAACCGUUUAGCCCCAAUUAUCAUUAGCACUGUUUUGGAGGUUGCAAGGUCUCCAAACUAUAAGAUAAUCAUGUCUGCCCUGGUCUAACUACAGCAUAGACACUACAGCUAAAUCCUAAACUACAGGCUGCAAGGAGUGGCAUGAGCUAGCAUAGCCAGAGAACACCUUAUGAAGGCAGUGUAGCUGAAGCUGGCCCUUAAAGGGUGGGUGGGAUUCAGCAGAGAAUGAAGACAGAGGGCAUCCAAGUGAGGAAAGCAUGAAAGAAAGGACUGGAUCUGUGUGGUGUAUUUUGGGCAUCUCCCCCAGAUACACCGUGCAUGUUCACUCUCACUUGCCUAUGCGUGGCAUAGUGCUCAGCUAGAAUGUGUGCCCCUAUCCCCUGUCCAUUUACACAUCCUUCAAUAGCCAGCUCAAAUAUCACCUCCUCUAUGAAGCUUUCCUUGUUAUCACUAGUCAAAUUAAUUGUGUCUCUUUUUGCACUCCUUAUCCCAUCCCUUUGGUCCUUCUAUCACUAAAAUGUAUUUCAUUCUUCCUUAUGGAAUACAGUAGAUAUAGGAACAAUAAUUAUUUGUUUCCCUCUAUGUUGUCCCAAGGUCCAUGACAUCAUGAUCAUUAAAAAGUGAUCAUGAGAGGUAAUAUAGUUUUAAUGCAUCUCCACAUCUACCACCAGCCCACAUGGAACCUUGUAUCCUGCUUGUAAGCUAUGAAUGCUAUUGAAUAGAGUUGAAAAUGACCAGCCAACUCAAAAGGAAAGUACAUACUGCACAAAUUGAUGGAUAGAAGCCAAUCGAUAAGCAUAGCAGAAGCAAAUUUUGGUAGGCUUUAAAUAUCAGAAUGCAAACAUCAGAAGACUCUGUUGUCUGUUCCCAGUACAAAUGCAUCUUGGAGGGAGAAGACUUUCAGAAUCAGAAAGACCAACUACUAUGUCAACUGACGCAAUGAUCCAAGUGUGGGGAGGUGAAAGGCAGUCACCCUACGGAAGAACAUGAAGGAAGAAAUAAAUAGACUUGGUCCUAAAGGACAAAAAUAUUCCAAAGUCACACGGAAUAGGCUGAGCUUCUCCUGAAAUAAAAGUACUCCUCAUCUUUA